Dendrobium catenatum is the source of this 958-nucleotide messenger RNA. RefSeq names its product eukaryotic translation initiation factor 1A. Gene Ontology annotation, molecular function: translation initiation factor activity; RNA binding. The coding region runs from base 103 to 540 and encodes 145 amino acids. Gene Ontology annotation, cellular component: cytoplasm. The transcript has a single exon. Lineage: Eukaryota; Viridiplantae; Streptophyta; Magnoliopsida; Asparagales; Orchidaceae. The record is from RefSeq and is a predicted model, not a curated record. Gene Ontology annotation, biological process: translational initiation.
CGGUCUCUCUCUUCGUAAUCCGAAAGCAAACUCUACCACUAGAGGAGAGUUCCAUCGGCACAGAGAACUCUAGUGUUAGGGUUUGCGAAACUAGGGUUUGCCAUGCCGAAGAACAAGGGAAAGGGAGGUAAGAAUCGGAAGAGGGGAAAGAACGAAGCCGACGACGAGAAGCGCGAGCUCGUCUUCAAGGAGGACGGACAGGAGUACGCUCAAGUCCUCCGCAUGCUCGGUAAUGGCCGCUGCGAAGCUAUGUGCAUCGAUGGCACCAAGCGACUCUGUCACAUCCGAGGCAAGAUGCACAAGAAGGUCUGGAUCGCCGCCGGCGACAUCGUCCUUGUCGGCCUUCGUGAUUACCAGGACGAUAAGGCGGACGUCAUCCUCAAGUACAUGCCUGAUGAGGCUCGCCUCCUCAAAGCCUAUGGAGAACUACCGGAGAGCACGCGUCUUAACGAGGGUAUCGCCGGCGGCCUCGACGAGGAGGAAGAUGGCGCUGGGGAUGACUAUAUCGAGUUCGAGGACGAGGACAUCGACAAAAUCUAGGCUUCCAGAGAUUACGGUUUGGAAUUUGCCUCUGCCUUUCGAUGACCGUUUUCCCAUUCUGCUCUUGUUCUCUUUCAGUCUUUGACCAUUAUUACUAUUAUCUUGUCAUACGUUGAAUAUGAGAUCCUGUUAUAAUAAUUACUCCAAAUGAUGGACCAAUAUGUCUGUAAUAACUUGAUAGAAAAUUGUGAUUUGAAUGUUCCCGAUGGAUAUAUCUGCUACUUGUGUUGGAUUGGCUGGGUGAUUAGGCAGCUUGUGUUAAGGAAGCGUUUAUGUUUGUAGCUUGAUGGAAUUAUGGGAUUUGAAUAUAUCCUUUGGAUAUUUGUUCUACUUAUGUUAGAUUGGAUGCAUGUUUAUGCAUCUUCUGUUAAGAGUGUAUUUCUAAAGGAAUAACAAAUCUUUAUGAACCUUGCUCUUC